UCUCCGUGCCCAAUAGUAACCGGAACGGCUGGCACUGGAUGCACACACGCACACACAGACACAAACACAUGCACGUUAGACUUCAUUACACUCAACUCGCUUACUUCACGCCAUAAACCGACAGGCGACACGGGCAGUAUGGCUGCAGUCUUACGUGGGUGAAAAAGAGCCAGUAACACCUCUCAGCAGACUUCAAACUCUGGAACCCAUGAUGAAUCACAUGACCGAAGAGUCUUGUCACACUGUGUAGUGGCCUUUCACACUGAGGACUCUCAUGGCAUGAAUUAAAAAUUUGUUCCUGUUGGAUAUGUGCACCAGCCAUUUGGAUUAUUGGAGCCCCAGUGAUUAAGCACCGUGAUUGGACAACUGAAGGGCCAUGGCAAAGACAAAAGAAAUCCUGAACCUGUCCUUCCUCCAAGAACACGAGCGAGAGAUGAUCCUCAGCGUUCUGCAAAAAGACGAAAAACUCCGCAAACGAGAGGAGAAGCGCAUCAGAAAGCUGAAGAAUGAGCUUUUGGAGCUGAAGCGUCGUGGUCGGCGUGGUAACCCAGAGCAGCGGGAGUGUGGCGUGUGUCUGCGAGCUCUGGGUCUGAUCCUCCAGAGGGGCAGUGUGUGUUUUGAGUGUCACCGACGUGUCUGCAGCUAUUGCACAGCCAUGAGCUCGAACAGCAGCACGACCAAGUGCACUGUCUGUGCCAAAUCUGCGGAGCUGAAGGUGGUCACAGGCGAGUGGUUUUUGGAAGAACGGGCCAAGCGCUUUGAACACAUGUCAGUCCCUAGCAGUGAUGUCAUAAAACAGUCCAUCCUCAACAGUGUUCCUGAUGGACGCUCUGGCCAGAAGAAGCUUUCCCCAUCAGGACUGGACCGGCCAGCCACGCCUCAGUCUGAGCGUUCAGCCUCACCCCAAUCUGAGAAGAGUGUUGGCCGGUACAUAGGAAAGAAGAAAGGGACCAGACCAGUGGCUGUAGAGUCAUCAGGGUUACCGACGACACUGAAUAACAUGCGCUUACACUCGGGCCGAUCACCGUCACAGGCUGAAGGAAGGAAAAGGCCUGAUGGGGCUGAGAGUGUGUACAGUGUACACAGCAGUGACAGCAUUCCUGAAAAGAUCAGCACUGGAGGGAAGCGAAAAGACUCAGGCACACCCUCUAUCGCUGUGUCCAGAGCCUCCCUUUCAUCAGACCGCAGUCGCUCCGAGGUUGAUCUCAGUAAUCUGGGUGACGGGUUUAGUAAUGAGUCCCUGUCUGGCCGCUGCCGCUCAGUUCCUGGGCUCAAUGAUGCCGACUCAGAUGAAGACAUUGAUGCCCUGAUGUCUGCUCACUACAAAACCACCCGCAGUGUCAGCAGUGCUCAAUCUGUGUCUUCCACUCCAGGCUCGCAGCGAAAGUGGGGCUACCUUAAUGUACCCGACUCAGAUGCUGAGACUAGCAGUCUGAACAGUAUUAUGAGCGUGUACAGUGAGAUGGGUGACUACGGCAACGCACGUGUUUCUGGAGAGAUCCUGCUGAACAUUUCCUACAGCUAUAAAACAGGAGCACUCAACGUUCUAGUGCGAGAGUGCCGCUGCCUAGCAACCGGAGAUGACCGGAGACAGCGGACAGACCCUUAUGUCAAAACCUACCUUUUACCAGACAAAUCACGUCAAAGCAAACGAAAAACCAGCAUCAAAAGCAACACUACCGACCCAGUAUUCAACGAGAACCUGAGGUAUGUGGUGAGUCAUUCCCAGCUGGAGACGCGUACUCUACAGGUUUCUGUGUGGCAUCAUGACCGCUUCGGACACAACACCUUCUUAGGAGAGACUGAGCUGACCUUUGACUCUUGGGAAUUUGACAAGCAGAUAGAGGAUUGGUUCCCUUUGCAACCCAGAGCUGAGUGCUCUACAGACUCUCUGAUGCAGUAUAAAGGUGAGCUGACUGUGGUGCUUAAGUACAUUCCUGCAGAGAGGAACCUUUCACUGCCACUGGACCAAAUACAAGUGAAAAGGGGUUUUCUGAAAGGGAAGAAGAGUAUCACUCUGCCAAAAGGAGGCAUGGUAGAGCUGCUGGUUAAAGAAGCCAAAAACCUGACAGCUGUCAAAUCAGGCUCCUCUGAUCCAUUUGUCAAAGGGUACCUGCUGCCUGAUGACAAGAAGAGCACGAAACACAAGACUGCAGUGGUGAAGCGUUCGGUGAACCCACGCUGGAAUCACACUUUCACCUACUGCGGCCUGCAGCACAGUGACCUGGACAGCGUGUGUCUGGAGCUCACUGUCUGGGACAAAGAGCCACUCGCCAGCAACGUCUUCCUUGGGGGAGUGAGACUAGGAGCUGGGACAGGUCUGAGCUAUGGGAAGGAGGUGGACUGGAAUGAUUCCUAUGGCGAGGAGCAGCGACUAUGGCAACGCAUGAUCGACAACCCAGAGGUUCCACAGGAGUGCACGCUGAUGUUGCGGUCCAGCAUGGCCAAGAGAAAGACAUAGAGAAAGAGGUGCAGAGGGAUAGAUAUGUGUCUUGCAAUAUUCAUCAAAAGCUACUGCUCUUUGUCACCUUAUAGAAAAGUGCACUUUGCAUACACAGAUAGAUGCUACAUUAUGAUACACACAGACACACACGUAUACACACAGAAACACUGUCCUCGAGAUUAGCCUUGAUCACUGCAUUUUAAGAGCCAGACAUUUGCAAACAUGACCAUACAGUCUUCCUGUCUAUAUGAGCACCCCGUCCUUCAUCACUGUGUCUCUCCACUGCACAAGCAUGCAUCAAACGUGCACAAAUAUAGCCAAAAUCACAACACAAAUAACUUAAUCCAAGGUCAUGGCUGUAAACAGCACAAAGGCUUAAAAGACACAAAAAUUGCUCACACACAUGAAGACACAUUUAUGAUGGCACAAACCAUUCUUUUCAAAGUGCACACAAAUUAGAUAAACUAUAAACAGCGAAGCACAUUCACUGCCACUCUCAUAUAGAUAGAAAAAAGACAACUCUGCUUUUAGUGCAAGUCUGUUGUGAGGAGUCUGUUUCCAGUGCGGUUGUAGCGAUGAGAAAUCAAGCACACCUCAAUGAUUCAGUACAUGUCUCUCCAGUAGUGCAUGCCUGAAGCAGUGUUCAUUGAGCAUUAGAGCUGAAGUGCUCUACCUCAGGCUGUCCUCGUGUCCAGAGUAAUAGUGGGCGAUAUGACUAAAACAUCAUAACACAACACUUUAAAAACAUUUCUGUAAUGCACAACACAUAUCAAUAUAUAGAUUUGCUAAUAAACUGCCAGCAAAACAGUAAAACAACAUGUUAAAUGAUACUAUUAUUUAAUGUCUACACAUGACAAAGUGUUGUUUGCUUGUUCUCCCCUUGUCUAAAUCAGUGUCCCUCCAGGCUCUCCAGUUUCCCACUUCCCAAAUAUAUGGCAGUAGGUGGAUUGGCUACAUUGCACUUAGGUGUGAAUGAGUGUGUGAGAGUGUGUGUGGAUGGUACCUUGUGAUGGACUGGGGUUCCAUUCAGACUGUAUUCCUUCCUUUUGCCAUGUUCCCAGGAUAGGCUCUGGAUCCACAACGGCCCUGACCGAGAUAAAAUAUUUACUGAAGAUGAAUAAAUUAAAAUGAGAAAUUAUUUAAUUCUGUAAAAAAGUUAAACAUUCAGUACAAAAUUGUGACAUCAAAUCAGCUGUUUGCAAUCACUUUAUAAUUGUUAUUAAAAAUGUUGUAAAUGUUAGAAAAAGAUGAUAUCUGUGAUAUCUCUGAAAAGUGUAUUGUGACAUAAUUGAUCCCAAUAACACUGUAUAUAAAGUUGUCACACUGCCCAGCCCUAGUCCAGAGGUAGCCAGCCAGAAUUAAUCAUGUCUUGAGUGUUUAAUUUGUUCAAUGUUUGAAACCUGAGUAAGUGAAAGAUGUACACCCACUGUCCACUUUAAUAGGAACACCUGUACACCUGCUCAUUUAUGCACUUAUCCAAUCAGCCAAUCAUGUGGCAGAAGCAAAAUGCAUAAAAUCAUGCAGACAGAGUUCAAGAGCUUCAGUUAAUGUUCAUAUCAAACAUCAGAAUGGAUAAAAGGUGUGAUUUCUGUGACUUUAACCGUGGCAUGGUUGCUGGUACCAGAUAUGCUGGUUUGAAUAUUUCAGAAACUGCUGAUCUCCUGGGAUUUUCACACACAACAGUCUCUAGAGUUUACUCAGAAUGGUGUGAAAAACAAAAAAAACAUUCUGUGAGUAGAGUCUGCAGUCGGAAACACCUUGUUGAUGAGAGAGAUCAGAGGAGAAUGACCAGACAGGCUAUGAUGGGCACAGACUCAUCAAACCUCGACAGUUGAAGAUUAGAAAAAAAAAAAAAUCACCUGGUCUUUUUCCAGUCUUCGACUGUCCAGUUUGGUGGUCCAGUCUGUGCUCAUGAUAGUCUCAGAUUCCUGUUCUUGGCUGACAGGAGUGGAACCCAAUGUAGUCUUCUGCUGUUGUUGCCCAUCCACCUCAAGGUUCGAUGUGUUGUGCAUUCUGACAUAGUUUUCUCCUCACCCUGGUUGUAAAGAGUGCUUAUCAGAAUCAGAAUCAGAAUUAGCUUUAUUCACCAAGUGUGUGCGUAGACACACAAGGAAUUUGUUGUGGUUUUUUAAGGUGCUCUUGGUACAUACAUACAUAUCUUACAUGAGAACAGAAAACAUUUAAAUAGUAAGACUUAACAAUAAAAAAUAAAAAAUAAUAAUGUGUAUUAAUCUGGAACAGAAGAUUUAUUUACAGAUUUAUGCAUUAUUUACUCUAUAUACAGCUGUAUAAAUAAAGAGAUAUGCAUAUGUAUUUACAUAAUACUUGAGAAAGAGGCAGUAAUUAGAGAUGGAGGAGGAAUUACGGAAGUGAAUUACAAAAAACACAGGUAAUGAUUCCUGUGUUAGCUGUUUAAGCUGGAGAUGGCAUGGGGGAAAAAAACUGUUUUAUGCCUAGAUGUUCUAGUGCACAGAGAUCUGUAAGGUCUGCCUGAAGGGAGGAGUGCAAACAGGUUGUGGCCGGGGUGAGAGGGGUCUGUGAUGAUGUUAGCUGCCCGUUUCUUCACUCUGAAGUUGUACAAGUCCUGAAGGUUGGCCAGGUGCACACCAAUGAUCCUUUCUGCUGGCCUAACAGUCUGUUGCAGUCUUCUUAUAUCUGAUUUGCUGGCUGACCCAAACCAGACAGUUAUAGAAGAGCACAGAACUGACUCAAUAACAGCUGAGUAAAACCGUGUCAUCUGCGCCUGUGGCAGGUUGAAUUUUUUCAGUUGACGAAGGAAGAACAACCUCUGCUGGGCCUUUUUCACAAUGGUGAAUGUCCCAUUUCAGGUCCUGUAGAUGGUGGUGCCCAGGAACUUGAAUGACUCCACUGCAGCCACAGUGCUGUCCAUGAUGGUGAGAAGGGGGAGAGCAGGGGGGUUCCUCCUGAAGUCCACUAUCAUCUCCACAGUUUUGAGCGUGUUCAGCUCCAGGUUGUUGUGACUGCACCAGACAGCCAGCUGCUCAACCUCUUGUCUGUAAGCAGACUCGUCGCCAUCCUGAAUGAGGCCGAUGACUGUAGUGUCAUCUGCAAACUUCAGGAGUUUGACAGAGGGGUCUUUAGAGGUGUAGUCAUUUGUGUAUAGGGAGAAAAGCAGUGGGGAGAGAACGCAGCCCUGAGGAGCUCCAGUGCUGAUGGUGCGGGUGUUGGAUGUGAAUUUUCCCAGCCUCACUAGCUGCUGCCUGUCUGUCAGGAAGCUGGUGAUCCACUGACAGAUAGAGGUGGGUACAGAGAGCUGUGUCAGUUUAUUCAGAAGGGUAUCUGGGAUGAUGGUGUUGAAAGUGGAGCUGAAGUCCACAAACAGGAUCCUUGCAUAAGUCCCUGGUUUGUCCAGAUGUUGGAGGAUGUAGUGCAAUCCCACAUCGACUGCAUCAUCCACAGACCUGUUUGCUCGGUAAGCAAACUGCAGGGGGUCCAGCAAGGGUCCAGUAAUGUCCUUCAAGUAGGCCAACACCAGCCUCUCAAAUGAUUUCAUGACCACAGACGUUAAAGCAACAGGUCUGUAGUCAUUUCGUCCAGUGAUUUUUGGUUUCUUGGGUACAGGGAUGAUGGUGGAGCAUUUGAAGCAGGACGGGACUUCACACAGCUCCAGUGAUCUGUUGAAGAUCAUCGUGAAGAUGGAUGAUAGCUGGACAGCACAAGCUUUGAGGCAGGCUGGAGAGACACCAUCUGGGCCUUUGGCUUUCCUUACCUUCUGUUUCCUGAAGACUUUGCAUACAUCAUCUUCACAGAUCUUAAGUACAGGCUGAGAAACAGUAGGGGGGAGCGAUGGGGAGGGUGUUGAUGGCUGUGUUGUGAGACGGUCAGAGCGGGUGUGGGGUGUCAGACCAGGCUUUUCAAACCUACAGUAGAACUCGUUCAGGUCUUUAGCCAGAUGUUGAUUGGCCUCAGUGCAGGGGUAUGGGGUCUUGUAGCUGGUGAUGGCUUUCAGGCCUUUCCACACUGAUGUAGAGUCAUUAAUUGAAAGCUGUUUUUCCAGUUUUUCAGAGUAGUUUUGCUUUGCCACUCUUAUCUCCCUAUUUAGAGUGUAUUUGGCCUGUUUGUACAAGGCUUUGUCCCCACUUCUGUAGGCGUCCUCUUUGGCCUGGCAAAGCUGUUUGAGUUUUGCACUGAACCAAGGUUUGUCACUGUUAAAUGUUAAAUAAGUCCUGGUGGGAACACACAUGUCCUCACAGAAACUGAUGUAGGACGUCACGGUGUGAGUGAGCUCAUCCAGAUCAGUAGCUGCAGCCUCAAAAACACUCCAAUCAGUGCAGUCAAAGCAGGCUUAUUUGAGUUACUGUAUCCUUCCUGGCAGCUUUAAACAAUCUGGCCAUUUUCCUCUGACCUCUCUUAUCAACAAGGCGUUUCCACACACAGAACUGCUGCUCACUCAACGUUUUUUGUUUUUUUGCACUAUUCUGAGUAAACUCUAGAUAGAUAGAUUAAACUCUAUUGUUGUGUGUGAAAAUCCCAGGAGAUGAGCAGUUUCUGAAAUAUUCAAACCAGCCCAUCUGGCACCAGCAACCAUGCCAUGGUUAAAGUCGCAGAGACCACACAUUUUCCCCAUUCUGAUGUUUGAUGUGAACAAUAACUGAAGCUUUUGACCUGUAUACGCAUGAUUUUGUGCAUUGUGCUGUUGUCACAUGAUUGGCUGAUUGGAUAAGUACAUAAAUGAGCAGAUGUACAGGUGUUCCUAUUAAAGUGGACAGUGAGUGUAUGUGGACACUCCUGUGUAAGACUUUUAGAGACAUUUGCAGAAAGUACACACGUACUUCGGUCAAGUGAGGUAGAUUAUUUUCAUCCUGUUCAUAUACACCUAUAAUGGGAUGAAAUAUUGUGCCUUGAAAUUCAAAAUGCUACAUACAAGACUCUACAGUCUCCAAACCCGCAACUAUAUAAUGUACAAAUAAUGCGACAAGUGUAAGACAAAAUCAUUGCACAAAUGUGGAAUUCCAGCAAAAAAGUGCAGUACAAGAGUACAAAUACACAGGAUGGUGCAGGUAAUGACACUGUAUACACUAACGUCACAGAACAGCAAGAACAGCAUCAGGGUGAACUAGAUGGCAUAGUUGUUGUGAGAAGUGUGUGAUAAUAUGAUAAACCAUCAUACACAGCAGCAUACACAGGUGUAUCAGGAUCUACCUGCUCCUGAAGAUCUCUUUUCCUACAGAAUUUAGUUAGAGCUCUAAUCCCACACACCUGGGAUCAGUCUGAGGACCCCAAGGGAGUCCUUAUUGUUAUUAUUAUUAUUAUUAUUAUUAUUAUUAUUAUUAUUAUUAAAAACUUUGUUAAAGUGGUGAAAAUCACAAUCCAUUAUUAUCAAAGUCAUUAUAUUUAUUAUUGUGUUCUUUAUAGUUAUUAUCCCAUUUGACCUGCCACUUGAACCGGUUCAAUCCAAACCUUAAAAACUCAAAAACAAGCAAUUAAUAAGUGAUUUCAAAAUAGACCUAAUGUGUUUGAUUGGUAAAACGUUUAGGAGUAAAACAUUAUGUGGUUCCCAUAAAUAGCCAAAAUAUUAUGGUACAAAUUAUUUAAAAUUAGUCUGUUUUUUUGAAAAGUUAGAUCAUGUUUCUAGGGUUUCUGUGAAUUUUAAUUUUCCAGUUUAAAGGUCUCCAGCUGCAAAACCCCUGCUCUAGAUAAUCAGUCUUUAGAAAAUCUUGAUUUACUGGAUCAGCUCUGUUGGAUUAGAGUUUCUAAAGUGAAUUCUAUAGAAAAUUAGAUAUAGAGUAUAUAGAUACAUCAACAUGAAAGACAUGAGUGUAGUUUAGAAGAUGAUAAAGUGAUGAUGAGAACAGUGGUAGUCAUGGGACUUUUUUUAUUUAAAGAAUGAUGUUGAAGCAUACAACAUAGAAGCACCGACCCGUGGAUUUGAACAAUUGUAUACAAUUUACACAUGGACCCUCUAGAUUUGUGUGAGGUUGAAGAGGAUCUGAUAAACAAGCUGCCAUUUGUAUUGUUAGUCCUUCAUUCCUGUUUGUAACAGUAAGCCUUAAAAACAAGACAUGGCAUCACCUCAAAAGUAUAACCGGUGUCAUAUUCGCCUGUGUGGUGUUUAUAAGGCUUUCUGAGUAGCAAGGUAUGACCUGUGCGUGUUAAAUGUUAAGUCAGUGUGUGUUUGUUGCCUGAGUGUGAAGCAUGUUCAGUGUGUAUGUGUGCAUCAGCUCUGAGCAGGGAGAUUGCUCAGGAAUCUGCUUACAGACAUUGUUUGUGUCUUCAGAUACUCUUAGGCAGUUAACAAUAAACUAUAUUAACCUCUC
Molecule: messenger RNA, 8721 nt
Organism: Pangasianodon hypophthalmus (striped catfish)
Lineage: Eukaryota; Metazoa; Chordata; Actinopteri; Siluriformes; Pangasiidae
Gene: sytl5
Product: synaptotagmin-like 5
Exons: 17
Coding region: 377-2461 (694 amino acids)
Biological process (GO): exocytosis; intracellular protein transport
Cellular component (GO): plasma membrane; exocytic vesicle
Molecular function (GO): phospholipid binding; neurexin family protein binding; small GTPase binding
Source: RefSeq, a predicted model, not a curated record